AUGGGAAAGAAAACCGCUACCUCAUGGUUGUCAAUAGUGAAAAAGGCCUUCAGGUCUCCAGCUGAAGAUAAUGAGAAAAAGAGUUGCAGAAGAAGAGAAGAAUGUGAGCAGGAAGAAGAUGAAAAGGUAAUACUAGUAAUUAAGAACUACAUCUAUCGUUGUUUUCUGCGCUUAGCGAGUUCUCUUCCAUUUAUACUAAACCUUAAUCAAUUUCCUGGUGCUUGCCUUUUUGGGCUUGUGCAGAAGAGGGAAAAGAGAAGAUGGCUCUUUAGAAGGCCUAGUAAUAUCAAUCAUGUUCAACAAUGUGAAGCAAAGACACCAACAGAAACUACAGGUACUGCAACACCAGUGAAUCCUGAAUUGGAUAUUGCAGAGCAAAGGCACGCAAUUGCGGUUGCAGCAGCCACUGCAGCAGUAACUGAAGCUGCUGUGGCAACAGCUCAAGCAGCUGUUGAGAUCUUUAGGCUUAGCUCUAGACCUUCCAAUUACGCUAACGUUAGAGAACAGUAUGUUGCUAUUGUCAUUCAAACAGCUUUUAGAGGCUACCUAGCAAGGAGAGCAUUGCGUGCACUGAAGGGGCUAGUGAAGCUUCAAGCUUUAGUGAGAGGACACAAUGUCAGAAGGCAAGCAAAGUUGGCACUAAAACGCAUGCAAUCUUUGGUUCGAGUACAAGAACGAGUGCUCGAUCAACAGCGUGCAAGGCUUUCACACGAAGGGUGCAGAAAGUCUAUGUUUACUGAAACCAAUGCAUUAUGGGAGAGUAGAUAUCUGCAAGAUAUUCAUGGUAGAAAGUCCAUGUCCAGAUAUAUGAGUUGUACAACAGAUGAGUCGGACGACAGACCACGGGCAAGCGAAGAGAUUGAAGCAUUGUUGCGAAACAAGAAGGAAGCUGAAUUUAAACGUGAAAAGGCCCUUGCUUAUGCUUUCUCUAACCAGAUAUGGAGAUCUAGAAAGAACCCAUCCGCGGAAGAUGAAAAGGAAUUAGAAGAAAGAACAAAAUGGCUUGAUAGGUGGAUGGCCACAAAGAAAUGGGAAAGCAACAGUAGGGCAUCAACUGAUCAUAAAACAGACUCUAUAAAGACUGUAGAAAUUGAUACUUAUAAGCCUCAGUCCUACUCUUCUCCAACAAUCAGAAAAUUCCAGUAUCAAAAUCCCAGACGAUUUUCCACUUCACACUCUGUUGCUCCUCUAAUGACUAGAGAAUUCUCUGUCAACCAAUUUCCAGCCACACCCUCUCCUCGCAAAACAAAGCCUUUGCAAGUUCGUUCAGCCAGCCCUCGGUGCCUGAAAGAAGAGAAAUGCUACUACUCAGCAGCAAACACUCCUAGCUUGGCUUGCAGUACCUACUGCACAAAUAAUGGAAUGUCUCGGAAUGGAAAUACAGCUGCCACGGUUCCAAAUUAUAUGGCUGCCACAGAGUCAGCAAAAGCAAAGGCACGGUCCCAGAGUACGCCAAGACAAAGGCCAUCAACUGAUCCACAGAGGGAACGGGGUGGAUCAUUAGCUAAGAAGAGACUUUCUUAUCCAGCUCCUGAAAGUCAUUUUGGCAUCGGAUCUAGUAGCUUUAGCCACAACUUGAGAAGCCCUAGUUUCAAAAGUGCAUUUGAGGGGCACUAUGGGAUGGAAAGAAUCAUUCUACUCUUCGUAUUAUACAGAAAGUUUUGGGGAUGAAAUUUCUCCACAUUCAACUACUGA
Durio zibethinus is the source of this 1695-nucleotide messenger RNA. Lineage: Eukaryota; Viridiplantae; Streptophyta; Magnoliopsida; Malvales; Malvaceae. The record is from RefSeq and is a predicted model, not a curated record.